AUGCACUUUUCUUCAAUCCUCACCCUGACCGCCAUCGCCUCGGUGGUCCAGGGCUUUGCUCCCCCCUCGGAGCAGUACCUCCAUAACCGACCCGACCAGAAGGCGAAGCGAGACGCCCCCAAGCCCGUCCUCAUGUCCUCCAACCGAAAGGUGGUCGUGGCCCAGCAGCCCGUCAACCUCGAGGCCUACACCAACUACUACAAGAAGGUUCAGAACGAGCACCACAAGCGACAGUUGUUCAAGCUCAAGCGACAUCUCGAGAACGAGGAAGAGCUGGCCAAGCGAGACCAGUGGAACGGUGGUGGCUACCACGCCCCCAUUAGCCCCGGUGGCUUCUCUCCCUUUGCUGUUGUCGACGAAAACAACAACGAGCUGACCGAGCGAGGCGACAUUCUCAACAUCAUUGGCGACAUUCUUGGCGGUGAGAAGGAUACCGACGCUAACUCCGCGGAGGACAGCUCUCUGUGGGCCAAGGAUGCUCCCCCUGUCAUUCACAUUCCUUCCCCCGGUCUCCUUGACCAGAAGAGAUACGCCUACCGAAACGACUACAAGGCCGACUACCUCAAGGUCCCCGAGUCUGACCACACCGUUGGCGGAAUCCUGGGAGUUGUCUCCGACGUUCUUGACAAGGCUGCCUCGGGCGCUGUUCAGCACAACGACAUCUUCUCGCAAAUCUUCAACGGACUCCUUGGCGACAAGCUUGGAGGAGACCACGAAAAGCGAGACCAGGUUGAGGUCGAGACCGUCACCCUGACCCGUCUGCACACCGAGUACAAGGUUGUUUGUGGCACUGAGGUGUCCACCUGCACCAAGACUGCCUCCGCUACUGGCGGCAGCAACAACGGCGGUAACAACGGCGGCAACAACGGCAACAACGGCAACAACGGCAACAACGGUAACAAUGGUAACAACGGUAACAACGGCAACAAUGGCAACAAUGGCAACAACAGCGAGAGUGGUUCUACCGCUGCGUCUGCCACCCAGUCCGGCGCCUUCUCCACCGGCUACGGCAAUGCCACCUCCCCUAUCACCACCGGCUCUGCCUCCCCCUCUUCCACUACCGCCGCUCCCGGCUCCUCUAGAACCGGCUCUUCCGAGUCCGCGUCCUCCAGCGCCGCAUCUUCCGGCGCUGCUUCCUCCGCAUCUUCCACCGUGACCUCCUCUGCCGCUACCCCCACUGCCACUGGCGACAAGUAUUUCGAGGCUGAGGUCUACGCCUUCUCCCUCUACUACUUUGUCGAUGCUUACCUGGGUACACCCGGCCAGAAGAACUCUCUGCUUGUCGACACUGGAUCUUCCGAUCUGUGGGUGAUUGAUGAGGCCAACGGUGGUCACUUCAACAAGAACGACUCGUCCACUUGGAAGCACCUCAACUGGGAUUUCAAGAACGCCUACCAGGCCGGUCAGAUUUCCGGAGAGUGGGGAACUGACUCCGUGACCAUUGACAAUGCCACUGUCCACGAUCUCGUCAUGGGUGUCGCCAACACCUCUGCUCUGACUUCCGGAGACAACGUCAUGGGUCUGCUUGGUCUGGGUUUCGAGGGUCUUGAGGGUACUCAGCAGACCGAUAUUGGCCAGUACAAGAACUACCCCCGACGACUGGUCGACUCCGGCCUCACUGACGUCGCUGCCUACUCCGUCUGGCUUAACUCCCGACAGACCGGCCAGGGUAACUUCCUGUUCGGUGGUGUCGACACCGCCAAGUACGAGGGCGAGCUGCAGACCAUUGACAUGCCCGACGUUGUUGUCGGAAACAUGCGAGGUUACCUCACCACCCACAUGACCAACAUUGCCAUCAACAACCCCAACGGCUCCGUUUCCAACCUGCCAAAGGACCUGUACGCCAUGUUCGACACCGGAGCUCCCUCCACCCUCCUGCCUGACGAUGUUGGACUUGCCUUCAAGGACCAGUUCAACCUGUCCUACAACUCUGCCUGGGGUCUGUACUACGGUGACUGCAACCAGGGAGGCACCUUCACCUUCACUCUUGGCGGCAAGGACUUCACCAUGGACGUCAAGGACUUUGUUGUUGACUGGGUGUCCGCCACCAUCCCCGAGGGUCAGUGCUUCUUCGGUAUCGGCCCCACUCGAGGAAAGAUGGCCAUGUUCGGUGACACUUUCCUGCGAUCUUUCUACGCCGUCUUCGAUCUUGACAACCGAAAGGCUUCUCUGGCCAAGGCCAAAACCGACAUCCAGGAGUCUAACAUCAUCGCCAUCCCCGCCGGUGGUGUUGAGCAGAUGAACCUUGGCAAGCGAGACCAGCUUGCUCCUGCCGAGGAGGUUGAGACCGUUUCCAUUCCUGCCGCUGCUGCCACAGCUUCUAUUCCUGCCUUUUAA
This is a messenger RNA of Yarrowia lipolytica CLIB122, 2337 nucleotides long. RefSeq lists its product as uncharacterized. Lineage: Eukaryota; Fungi; Ascomycota; Dipodascomycetes; Dipodascales. Gene Ontology annotation, molecular function: aspartic-type endopeptidase activity. The record is from RefSeq and is a predicted model, not a curated record. Gene Ontology annotation, biological process: proteolysis.